This is a messenger RNA of Salvelinus fontinalis (brook trout), 3236 nucleotides long. RefSeq names its product kelch-like protein 12. The record is from RefSeq and is a predicted model, not a curated record. The transcript is spliced from 13 exons. Bases 537 to 2282 code for a protein of 581 amino acids. Gene Ontology annotation, molecular function: protein binding. Lineage: Eukaryota; Metazoa; Chordata; Actinopteri; Salmoniformes; Salmonidae.
CUAAAUCGAGCGCACCUAUUUCUAGCAGGCUGUUACAACAGUAAAACAAAAAACCCUUAGCUUAAUUUGUGAAUAAGGGGGAAAAAAUCCUAUUGUUUUAAUUCUCAGUGUUUGAGGGUUUGUUUGCAUUGGUUCAGAGUUGACUUUAAAUAGUUAAAAAUGCACAUUCGAGGUGUGCGCACGUAUGUGACGUAUAGUGUUUUUGUCUAAAGCUACACUGACUGCGGAUAGCUGGCUAGUUAGAUACAGUUGUUGCGGCAUCCUUGAAAUUAAUAUUUUGUUUCCGCUAGCUUAAGUUAGUAAUUAGAAAAACCAAUGAGCAAUAGCCCACACUAUUGCAGGAAAUCACACGCUACCAUGGAUCACAUUUGGCAUCCUCCAAUGUGACUAGGACGUCUGGACUAGUCUUGUGCCAUUGGAGUUAGUUAGCAAACAAGCUAGCUAGCUGGUUUGCUUGCUAAUGCCGUCUAGCUAGGUGAUAUUGCAGCACGUUGAGAUUCUUGAAACUUGAGGAACUCUUUGUCAAGUACAGUACAAUGGCUCCCAAAGACAUCAUGACCAACUCCCAUGCCAAAUCCAUCCUCAAUGCCAUGAACACACUUCGUAAGAGCAACACACUCUGUGACAUCACUUUGAGAGUGGAGAAUACUGACUUUCCUGUACACCGCAUUGUCCUGGCAGCCUGCAGUGACUACUUCUGCGCCAUGUUCACCAGCGAGCUCUCUAAGAAUCCCCAGUUGUCAGAGAAAGGGAAAUCCUUUGUAGACAUCCAGGGGUUGACUGCGUCCACCAUGGAGAUCCUGUUGGACUUUGUUUACACAGAGACUGUUUUGGUCACAGUGGAGAAUGUCCAGGAACUGCUUCCUGCUGCCUGUCUGCUGCAGCUCAAAGGAGUAAAAAGAGCUUGUUGUGACUUUCUGGAUAGUCAGCUUGAUCCCACAAACUGCCUGGGCAUUCGUGACUUUGCGGAGACCCACAAUUGCCUUGACCUGAUGCAGGCCGCUGAACUCUUCUCCCAGAAGCACUUCCCUGAGGUGGUUCAACAUGAGGAGUUUAUGCUGCUCAGCCAGAACGAGGUUGAAAAACUAGUUAAAUGUGAUGAAAUCCAGGUGGACUCAGAGGAGCCUGUAUUCGAGGCAGUGUUGAAUUGGGUUAAACACAAUAAGAAAGAGAGGGAGAUUUAUUUAUCGGAGAUGCUGGAGCAUGUGCGGAUGCCUUUGCUCACUCCGCGCUAUAUCACAGACGUCAUCGACUCAGAGGUGAGGCAGCUAGACCACACACGGUCACAUGAUCCCCUCAUUCGAUGCAGUCUUCCCUGUCGAGACCUUGUGGAUGAGGCCAAGAAAUUCCACCUUAGACCAGAGCUGAGGAGUGAGAUGCAGGGGCCACGCACCCAAGCCAGAUUAGGUGCCAAGGAGGUCCUGUUGGUUAUUGGAGGAUUCGGCAGUCAACAAUCCCCUAUAGAUAUCGUUGAGAAGUAUGAUCCUAAAACUCAGGAGUGGAGCUUUUUACCUAACAUUGCUCGGAAAAGGCGUUAUGUAGCUACCGUGUCCCUCAAUGACCGCGUGUAUGUGAUUGGCGGCUACGAUGGUCGAUCGCGGCUUAGCUCGGUGGAGUGCUUGGACUACACAGCAGACGAGGAUGGUGUCUGGUACACCGUCGCCACUAUGAAUGUACGCCGUGGCCUUGCCGGGGCGACAACACUCGGAGAUAUGAUCUAUGUUGCUGGAGGCUUUGACGGUAGCCGCCGUCACACCAGCAUGGAACGAUAUGACCCGAAUAUUGACCAGUGGAGCAUGCUUGGGGACAUGCAGACAGCCAGGGAAGGGGCUGGCCUGGUGGUUGCUAGUGGACUUAUAUACUGUCUUGGUGGGUACGACGGAUUGAAUAUCCUCAAUUCAGUGGAGCGGUAUGACCCUCACACAGGUCAUUGGACGAAUGUUACCCCCAUGGCCACCAAACGCUCAGGGGCCGGUGUAGCCUUGCUCAAUGACCACAUCUAUGUGGUGGGAGGCUUCGAUGGAACAGCGCACCUCGACUCGGUGGAGGUUUACAACAUUAGGACUGACUAUUGGACCACGGUAGCCAGUAUGACCACUCCCCGCUGCUACGUAGGAGCUACCGUCCUCCGGGGACGACUCUACGCCAUAGCUGGGUAUGAUGGAAACUCCCUUCUGAGCAGUAUCGAGUGUUAUGACCCUGUUAUUGACAGCUGGGAGGUGGUCACCUCCAUGGCCACACAGCGCUGUGAUGCAGGAGUGUGUGUCCUUCGAGAGAAGUGAGAUUUACCUCAGAACAACCUCAAAGGUCGGGUGAAGCGGAGGAGGGCAGUCAUCUAGUCCUGAACCUGAAUCUGAUAUUUACGUGCCACUACUAUGGCGCGACAGAGGGAUUAUUCACUUGGAGGCCAGUGUGCUAUAUGUUCUCCCGGAAGUCUCUUGAUUCUAUUCAUCAGACUUUCUCAUCUGAGUUUAGUUACUUCUGUGUGAUAAGGGACAGGGGGUGUACAACAGUGAUUAGGAGUUGUUUCAGUCUCUUCAUCAACAGUUGUUGCUUCCAAGAAGACAUCCAUCCCAACCCACUCGGUCGCAUGACACACUUUUAGUGGUAGCUGUUGCUGUGGUAACCUGUGAGAUUUUUGACUCAUCUUUUAAAGUGCAAUAUAUUUCUCUACUUCUGUUAUGAACCGUUGGAGUAGAAGAAACAAGAGACUCCAGUUUUCUGCUGCUAUAUGCCUUAUGCCCUUGUGGCCCACAUUGAACUGAACAUCCAUGAUGCCUCAUUAGGACUGUGAUUGUUGUCAUGCCAUCAAGUAUGAUGAUUAUUUAGCAUUUGCCAGGUUUUCAGUCAGACAGUAAACCCUUUGUAGAUUUUGUAAUUCUGUAUAAAGCGCUUUUAGAAACAAAUCACUUAUUGAAGAAUUGUCAUAUUUACCUGACAGUCAUUAUUUUCAAUGUAUCAAAGAUAUUCAAAUGAAUUACAUUUUAGGGAAAGCACCAUAAUUGUAUUGUGGACUGCAGAUGAUUCCUUGCUCUUUUGCUGUUUCUGUCAUCUUGUCAAAAUCUCUGUCCCUUGCAAUUGACUCCUCUGAAGAUGUGUGUAUGGUGCAUGCAUUUGUCCAUAGUGGAUUUGUUUGGACAAGCAAAAUGACUUGAUUUCUAUUAUCCAGGGCAAGUACAAAAUCCUGAGGAGUCUUUUGUUACUUGAAAAAAGUGAAUAAACAUUGUGAUAAUGUA